UGCGUUUCGAGUUGAGUUUUUCAUCAUCGUCCGGUUCGCGCACAUCGUCUCUGUCUCGGUCGCAAGAACAAAGAAUAAAUAAAGAGACCUACUGGGACUUGGGACUAACAGCUACAGUUAAGCACCCGACACACAGUGCUCUAGAGUUAAAGUGCAACGCGAGUGAACCACAGUGAACCCUACUAGUCUUCAACUAAGAAUACAAACAGUAAAAUGCAGCGUAUAUAGAAAAACCAACGCAUAAGUAGAUCCAAAGUAGCAGUCAAGAGAAUAGCCAAGUGUAUAAGCAAGAGGAGGAAAUGGCCACUAACACAGAACUGCUGCCCUUCCGUCAUCAAACAAUCGCGGUGUUGAACAAUUUGAAUAGUCACUGUGGAGGAUCCGGGAGCAAUGGAGCGGCCACCAGUGGCGGAGCGGCUAUUGUCGGCGGAGGAGGAGCAGGAGCGCCCAGCUGGGCCAUGGAUGAACUCUAUCAACAGACUGAGCUCCCUGGACUGACACGAACCGGGGCCACCACUACCCACCACCACCUGCUGCGCUUCACGCCCUACGCCCUGCACCACCGACCGCCCCAUCACCAAUUGCAAACUCUGCCUCCGGCCUUAUAUUUGCAGCAUGCCGCAGCAGCGGCGGCGGCAGCAGCAGCCGCGGCAGCCCACGCACAGCACCACCAUCAUCAUCAUCACCACCUACCGCACAGGCCCGCCUCGCCAGAGAGUCCGGCGCCGGUGGAAGGCACCCACAUUAGCAAUUUGUUCCCCGAACUUCUUGAACAGAUCUUUGAACACCUUCCAGUAAGGGAUCUGGGUCGGGCGGCCCAGGUCUGUACCGCCUGGCGGGAUGCGGCCUAUGCCAAAAGCGUCUGGAAGGGCGUCGAGGCCAAGUUGCACCUUAAACGCUCCAGUCCGAGCCUAUUUAACUGUCUGGUCAAAAGAGGCAUCAAAAAGGUGCAGAUCCUCUCCCUGCGCCGUUCUCUUAAGGAUUUGGUACUUGGUGUUCCGGCUCUUACCUCCCUGAACCUAAGUGGCUGCUUUAAUGUGGCCGACAUGAACCUGGGCCAUGCUUUUAGCGUGGAUCUGCCAAACCUAAAGACAUUGGACCUCUCCCUUUGCAAACAGAUCACGGACACAAGUCUCGGAAGGAUUGCCCAGCAUCUGAGGAAUCUGGAGACUUUGGAACUGGGUGGAUGUUGCAACAUCACGAACACAGGACUGCUACUUAUAGCGUGGGGCCUGAAGAAGCUGAAGCACCUUAAUCUGCGUUCCUGCUGGCACAUCAGCGAUCAGGGCAUAGGUCACCUAGCAGGAUUCUCGCGGGAAACGGCUGAGGGCAAUCUCCAGCUGGAGUAUUUGGGGCUACAGGAUUGCCAGCGGUUAAGCGAUGAAGCUCUGGGCCACAUUGCCCAGGGUCUGACCUCGCUGAAAUCGAUUAACCUGAGCUUCUGUGUCUCGGUGACAGACAGUGGAUUGAAGCACCUAGCCCGUAUGCCCAAGCUGGAGCAACUUAACCUCCGCUCUUGCGAUAAUAUUUCGGAUAUUGGUAUGGCUUACCUCACGGAAGGCGGAAGCGGAAUCAACUCACUAGACGUCAGCUUCUGUGACAAAAUCAGCGAUCAGGCGUUAACGCAUAUUGCUCAGGGUCUCUAUAGAUUGAGAUCCCUGUCCCUUAAUCAGUGCCAGAUAACCGAUCAUGGAAUGCUGAAAAUCGCCAAGGCACUUCACGAGUUGGAAAACCUUAAUAUCGGGCAGUGCAGUCGUAUUACGGACAAAGGCCUGCAAACAUUGGCCGAGGAUCUGACCAAUCUGAAAACCAUCGAUCUCUACGGCUGCACGCAACUCAGUUCCAAGGGCAUCGACAUCAUCAUGAAGCUGCCCAAGCUGCAGAAGCUCAAUUUGGGCCUCUGGCUGGUCAGGUGAUGCGUCCACCAUGAUUGCAACGCCUGUGCGGCGGAGGAGGCCGCUCGCGGCUCUUAUAAUUCCCAACUAUAGAUUCCGGGCGGGAAAGAGAGGGCAGAAGCAGACAAGAUACACUGAGAACUCAUAGCUUUCGUUUGCCAUACCACACGCUGUACUACAUUUUUUUUGUACGAACCGAGAAACGAGCAGAGAGGCACAAAACAACGCAGCAACAACAAAAAGCAAACAAUGAGGCACACACACUCGCAAGCGAGCAAGCAAGGCGAGUUUUCGGAGUUGGGGCAAUAGGGACAGAGACAGACGACGUCGGGGAGAAGGCGCUGCCAGUUUAGCUUAUUUACAGCAAAUUUUAAUUUGGUAUAGGAAUAGUUCUUUGGUGGUUGUUUUUUUAUUUGAUUUUAACUUACAAUUUCCUUAUUAUUUUUUUAAAGCUUUACAUUGAUAUUGGUUCAGUUAGAUUAAUUGACUUAAAUGUAUUAUGUAAAGCCCUUUUUAUACGACCUGAAUUUAUAUUUUUUUUUCUAAGAUGCUGUAAACAUCAGUCAAAGGUGUUGAACCAUUUUUUCUCCUUUAUAAAACUCAGCUUGUGUAAAAAGGGACUUGAAAAAUAAUGAUGGCUUAGCGAAGUAUCCAGUUAAGUAGUAUUCCCGCUGUAACUAGCUAUUUUUCCGCCGAACAGAAGUCUGCACUUAUUAUGGAGCUCGCUUCGCUGCGUUGUGUUGUGUUUCUAGGGGGCCAGAGCGAGAGGGGAGAUGCCGCUGGCGUCGGCUUACACGCACGCAGCGAUAAAAAAAAAUAAAAAAGAGAAAAAGAAACAGCAGGCAACAACAACUGCAGCUAUGGCCGACAGCAACAAAGUGCAUGGCGAUGGAGACGCCCGAUAAGCAAAAGCAGCGGAGGGGUAAAGAGGGGGAGAGCAGGAGAGUGGGCAGCACACACAUGCAUACACCAAUAUAACACACCCAUACACGCAUGUGUGUGUGUGCAGUGCAGGCCGCAGUUAAGCAGAUGCAAAUAAAUUUAAAUAGUUUAUUUUAAUUCACGCUUCGGCUACAAAAGCCAGCGUCCUCCAUUGCCACAGCAACAACAACAGCAGCAGCGCAGCAACGAUAAAAACAACAAAGCAGAAAAAGAGAGGGAGUAUGGGGAAUUGAAGCUCUGGCGACUUGACUCUCCUCCGCUCUUUUGUCGCUCUCCACCGCAUUUUUGUUGCUUUGUGCCUGUGUGCUCCCUUUUUUGUAUUAUUUUUUGUGUUUGUAUCUUUGUUUUUGUGCCUCGGCGUUUUCUUCUCGUCUUCGUUGCGAAUUUGUUUAGUACAGCGUCGUUAGUUAUGCCGUUUAAUUUAGUUCAUUAAAACGUAAACGUAAAAAAGUAACGAAAACUAAGAAAAAACAAUGUUAAUAGUAGACACUUAAUGAAAAUGCGUAAACUUAAUUCUUAGUUCUUAAAAUUUGUCAAGCCACAAUUAGUCAAAUAUCGAAAAUGAGGGGGGAAUAACCAUAAACACAAGUUAUAAAACAUUAAAAAAAAGCAACCUUGUUUAAUAGCAAAGAAAAAACUCACCCAAACACAUACACACACGAACACACAAUUGAACACAAAACACAAACGUUAAAGAAAAUUCUGUACAUUUUUUAUUGUUUAAUUUAUAAGUAAGCAAGCAAAAAGAGAAGAUAACGAUUGAAAAGAAUAUGCGAAUUAAUUCUUUUUUCUAUUGUGAUAUAAAAUGUAUUGUAUAAAAAGGAAAACAUAAACAAGCAAACAAAAAUUAAUGCUAAAACAACAAUUACGUAAUUUUAUUUAAGCAGCAUCAAGCGGAAUAGAAGCGAGGAUUAAAUUAAAUAAAUUAAAAUUAAAUAAAUAUGUACAAUGUUAUGUUAAGCCAGGAUUAUUCCUUCGAUUCUCUGUUUUUGGAUUAGUUAAAUGAGCCCAAUUCGAUGAACUUUUGUUAGAACUGCAAUAUACUGAAUGCCUUAA
Drosophila eugracilis is the source of this 3893-nucleotide messenger RNA. RefSeq names its product F-box/LRR-repeat protein 14 (gene Ppa). Gene Ontology annotation, molecular function: protein binding. Lineage: Eukaryota; Metazoa; Arthropoda; Insecta; Diptera; Drosophilidae. The transcript has a single exon. The record is from RefSeq and is a predicted model, not a curated record. Gene Ontology annotation, biological process: SCF-dependent proteasomal ubiquitin-dependent protein catabolic process. Bases 300 to 1916 code for a protein of 538 amino acids. Gene Ontology annotation, cellular component: SCF ubiquitin ligase complex.